AUGGUGCACCGUCUCGCCUUCUGGAGCUGCUUCGGCCUCGCCGUGCGCUUCUGGCAAGUCGGCAUCGAAAUGCGCCCUUUCUUCAACCGAUCCUCACUGUGGGCGUAUCCAGUGUACGCGCUCGGCGGCGCGAGCUUCGGCUACUGGCUGCAAGGCGUCGACGACCGGCAGACGGCGACUCUCAAUGAACGCAAGGCCUUCCUACUCGAGAAGCGGGCGCGCAAGGCACAGCGGGAUGCGGAGGCGGCGGCGGCGGACUCGUGA
Molecule: messenger RNA, 264 nt
Organism: Drechmeria coniospora
Lineage: Eukaryota; Fungi; Ascomycota; Sordariomycetes; Hypocreales; Ophiocordycipitaceae
Product: NADH:ubiquinone oxidoreductase kD subunit
Exons: 2
Coding region: 1-264 (87 amino acids)
Source: RefSeq, a predicted model, not a curated record